Molecule: messenger RNA, 1918 nt
Organism: Xenopus tropicalis (tropical clawed frog)
Lineage: Eukaryota; Metazoa; Chordata; Amphibia; Anura; Pipidae
Gene: rab5a
Product: RAB5A, member RAS oncogene family
Cellular component (GO): plasma membrane; early endosome membrane; cytoplasmic vesicle
Molecular function (GO): G protein activity; GTPase activity; GTP binding
Source: RefSeq, marked provisional
CAAGAAGCUGGACGUUAACGGCGUUGCGGGACGUUUAAGCAGCGAUCCGGGAGCCCGGGCUGUGUGAGGAAAUCGGCUCUGUCCCGCGAAGAGCGGGCCUGUUUGGCGAUUGCCAGAAGGAUAAGUGAGCAUCCAACCCACCCUUUGCUUAUUGGGCUGCAGCCGACUUUGUAAUCAUCAGACGUUUUGCCUACAAUCAAACAUGGCAAACCGAGGCGGAGCUACCAGACCGAAUGGACCGAAUGCAGGAAAUAAAAUCUGUCAGUUUAAACUUGUCCUUUUAGGAGAAUCCGCAGUUGGAAAGUCUAGUCUAGUGCUUCGCUUCGUAAAGGGACAGUUUCACGAAUUCCAAGAGAGCACAAUUGGAGCUGCUUUCCUUACCCAAACAGUCUGUCUCGAUGAUACAACUGUAAAAUUUGAAAUUUGGGAUACAGCUGGUCAAGAGAGGUAUCACAGCUUGGCCCCAAUGUACUACAGGGGAGCCCAAGCUGCAAUAGUUGUAUAUGACAUUACAAAUGAGGAAUCAUUUGCUAGAGCAAAGAACUGGGUAAAAGAGCUGCAGAGACAGGCAAGCCCCAAUAUUGUGAUAGCUUUAUCUGGUAACAAAGCUGAUCUGGCCUCAAAGAGAGCUGUGGAUUUUCAAGAAGCUCAAGCUUACGCAGAUGACAACAGCUUAUUGUUCAUGGAGACUUCUGCUAAGACAUCAGUGAAUGUGAAUGAGAUAUUCAUGGCUAUAGCUAAAAAGCUUCCCAAGACGGAACCACAGGCUGGAGGAAGCAACACCAUCAGAGGAAGAGGAGUAGACCUUACUGAAACAGCACAACCUACCAAAAGUCAAUGCUGUAGUAACUAACUAAAGGCUUCUUGUUCUUUAAACUGUAUGGAUAUUAUCUUGCUUCCUAAUUGUUAAUAACAAUUUAGUGUUUAAUCCUGUCUUGGCCUUGGUGCCAGCCCUUUCAGAGCAAUGCAUUGCAAGCCCCCAUGGCAGUGAGUAUGUUAAACUAGGCCCUGUGAAAACUAAUAAAGGGAGACUUGCCGUGUGGUCUCAUACAUAAUACAGAGUUAUUUUACUGCUAAUUCUGAUUUUUUCUUUUUAACAUGCAUGCAUUAUGUUCUACAAGCUGUUCUCAGUGUGGGAGAAUAGGCCGGUGUAUUAUACAGAGCUUUAUCAGAUGCAGGACCUUGGAGAGAACAAUACUGGUCUCUGCAAUGCAUUGCAAACUUCUGGGUGCAAAGUAGAAAUGGUUAUAUUAUUACGGUGACAAUUAGCCCAAAGUGGAACUUUUAAAACUUUUGUUUUUCUAAAAAAGAAAAAGAAAAAAAAAGAUUUUUUUAAGCUAAUACAAGCAGGGUAUAAAAAUCUAUUCUCAUCUCUCUUUACAGUGUUUGCUCAAAAUCACCUUCUCCAAAAUCCAGCUCUACAUUCCGCUUAUUAAUUUAUAGCUUGUUAGCCACUAAUUCCUCCGCUUUCUUCAGAUGAGACCGAUAAACAGAAUAUUGUUUGAUUACGCCAAUAACCCACAAAUGUUUAGGGGAUGAGCUUAGUUUUUAUUUCAUAGACAAGUACCGAGAAUCGUGUUUAACACUGAUCAAUUCUAUUCAAGGUGAUUAGCGUGCAAAGCCAUUUUUAUUAUCCUUUCCAGCGCCAUCUUCACAGAACACCGAACUUUUUCUUUUUUUUCUUCAUUUUUUAUUUUUAUAUCCAGUUUUACCCAAUACAAAACAAAAACUGCAAUGUUCUAAUAAUGAUGUAUACUCAAUUUAGCUAUCUUAAAAUUGGAUGGUAAAAUUGUAAUGUAAAUAGGGUACUAACCAUAGUCUACAUUUAUGUUUAAUAUGUUCUGUUACUUGUAAGAUUUGGUUAAAUUGUACAGUUAACUAAAAUGAUAAAAAUAAAAAGCUAAUGGUUUUUCCUCUA